UCGCGUAGUUGCCAGGCAGAAGUCGCGUGUUCGAUUCGAAAAGUUAGGAAGGUUCUUGUUCGCCGACUGUGCUCUCGUUUUGUGUCUAUAUCUCGUUUGCCAUCGUCGCGAGUCGUAUACUAUCCACUCAGGAAUCUUCUAGUAUUAAAAGUACCACAUAACAUAAUUCGAAUUUUCGGAUUCGCAGAGUGCGCGGUGUGUCUCGUGCGUGCGGAUAAACGAAGUUCGACCGCGUUAGUCGUUACUGCUGUGUUCAGCAGAAGUGAGAGAGAAAGUGUUUUGAUUCAAAGAAAGAGUGAAAAGGAGAGAAAAGGCAGGAACGGAGGAGGUGGCGGCCGUGGAGGAAAAUACGAGGAGGUGGUACGGAGUGUCAGAUUGUUUUCUCACACAACGGUGGAGCAAAACGGCCUCAAACUGUGGGGCUCUGGGGCGUUUUUCCUUCCUCCGCAAGGAAUGUACUACCCUCACAUGGUGCAGACAGGGAUGGCUGCGCCCUACGGUGGGGGUGUCUUUCCCCCUCCGGUGAAUGGGGUUGCAGGGGUCGUAGGGUCGGCAGGUUCAGCUGGAGAAGUUAAACCUCCACCCUCAAACUCAAUCAAAGAAGAAAGUGCUCAAGCACAGCAGCAACAACAACCACCACCUGGGGGACCACAAGUGCCACCCCCAACUGGAGCACCACAUCCUGCCACACCUGGACAACCCACUAACACCAGUUUUAGUCCUCCACCACCAUCGAAUGGUGUGGAUCAACAACAGGCAAUCUCGGAAGUGUUUCAGGCAGCGGUCGCAGCUGCUGCAGCUGCAGCUGCAGGAGGUGGACAACAACAACAAGCACCCACACCCGGAGGAAACGAAGCAAGUCCAGAAGGUGUUGAAGCUGGAGCCUUGGUACCUGUAACUUCCGGUGCAACGUCGCCGGCAACAGCCACACAAGGAACAGACCUCAAAGGACAGCCAAAACGUCUUCACGUCAGCAACAUACCCUUCCGUUUUCGAGACCCUGAUCUUAGGGCGAUGUUUGGACAAUUCGGUGCGAUCCUGGACGUAGAAAUCAUUUUUAACGAGAGAGGCAGCAAGGGAUUCGGUUUUGUAACAUUCGCAAAUAGUGCUGACGCGGACCGGGCACGUGAGAGGCUACACGGCACCGUGGUUGAGGGCAGAAAGAUUGAGGUGAACAACGCAACAGCAAGAGUCCAGACGAAAAAACCACCAACGGUACCGAACGUGUGCGUCCAGUGGCCAGAGGCUGCUGCAUUAAGAGGAGUUUCCAUUCAACGAGGACGAGUUGGAACAACCAGAGCAACAUUCCCGACAAGUGCAGCACUGGCACUUGCCAGGAAUCCAGGGCCACUUGCAGCUGCAGCAACGGCCCUGCAUCCGUUUGGACCUGCCGUCUACUACGAUCCCUUCCUAGCGGCACACGCAGCGACGCAAGACCCUAACUACAGGCUACAGCUAGAAUGGCCGCAAGCAACAGCUGACGCCGCAGCCGCAGCAGCUGCAGCAUCCCCAUUACUGAAGACUCCACUCUCGACGGCCCAGCAGGCUAGCUAUGCAGCUGCAGCAACCUAUACAGCAGUUGCAGCACGUGCCGCUUACGGUGCAGCUGCAGCUGCAGCACAACCAGUCGCAGGAUACGCCGCAGUUGCCGGUUAUGGCCGAGAAUACGCCGACCCUUAUCUGGGACACGGUAUUGGACCCGUAGCUGGCUAUGGGGCGACAGUUUAUCGAGGCGGUUACAACAGGUUCACGCCUUACUAAAAUGUAGGAAGCACAAGCGAAGCCUUCCAGUCAAAAAGUACACCCAGCAGAUCAUGACCAGAAAUUAACACAAUCAUCAGACCCACCAACACGAUGCCUGAACCUUCUAACCAGUCGAUGUCAGCUUUUCAAAUUGCACCCAAGACAUGAAAAAAAAACAACAAAAAAACAAAAAAGAAAACAAAAAAAGAAAAGAAAAAUUGAAACCUUCCCGGGAAUUUGUCCUGGAAAUAUUUUCAAUUUUUUUGCAUUUCAUCGCAUCAGUCGCAAUUCUCAUCUCGCACACAUUGUGACGAGCAAGCGUCAAAUUAAGCCAAAUUAUAAAGAUAGUAAGUUUGGACUAGCGGGUAGAAUCACAGCGAAAGUUGCGAAAUUAUCUAGAAGUCUAGUAGGAUUUCAAAAAUGAGCCUCGAAUAAUAAAGAUUCUCGAUUAAUUUUACAUUUAUAAGUCCCGAAGAAAGACGUGUGCCGUUCAAAUAGAAAUUGUCAGCUCGUUUCGCCAAUUGGCAGCCAUCAUCAUUGACCAAAAAA
Molecule: messenger RNA, 2292 nt
Organism: Belonocnema kinseyi
Lineage: Eukaryota; Metazoa; Arthropoda; Insecta; Hymenoptera; Cynipidae
Gene: Rbfox1
Product: RNA binding protein fox-1 homolog 2
Exons: 13
Coding region: 454-1761 (435 amino acids)
Biological process (GO): nervous system development; regulation of alternative mRNA splicing, via spliceosome
Cellular component (GO): nucleus; cytoplasm
Molecular function (GO): mRNA binding
Source: RefSeq, a predicted model, not a curated record